Molecule: messenger RNA, 1343 nt
Organism: Coprinopsis cinerea okayama7#130
Lineage: Eukaryota; Fungi; Basidiomycota; Agaricomycetes; Agaricales; Psathyrellaceae
Exons: 3
Coding region: 18-1343 (441 amino acids)
Source: RefSeq, a predicted model, not a curated record
CUUGCUAAGGGACAGAAAUGUCCUCUUCAGUCGUUGUUUCACCCGUCACCCUCUCAAAGUUUGCUCACUCCGACGUUCCAAAACCCAAUGCUCUCGUGCUGGACGAUGUCAACGUCGUCGAUCCUGUCCGCCGUCGUUUCUCCCCUAAACCCGGCCUUUUCUCCCGCCUACGCGACCGUACUUCAAAGAGGUCCCUGAGGAAAGAAGCACAAGACUCUCCAAAAGACUUAGAAGACGUAUCCGAGCCAGCAGCACAGGCAUUCGACGAUACCGACUCGAUCCAUCUCAACAGCUCACUGUCGCUAGUUCCUGAGAGCGACAGGGAUCACUACGAAUGGGCAGUGGUCUACGAGAAUCAAAGAGGCAUCACUAUCUUCUCCACUCCUUAUUACUCCAGUCAGUCACUUCUCCCAAUCGACCCAUCCCCCUUUACCCUCCCAAACGCGUCCAAACGUCGUUCAGAACAACCACCUAUCACUCUCGACAACUAUCCAUUGCCUGACGGAAACUGGCGCUGGGUCUCCAGAUGCUGGAUGAUUGACAUGCGCUCCGAUUCUGGUGAAGUCCAGCAUGACGGCUUCGAAUACAAUUGGAUUUUCCGCAAACACAAUUGGCGGGCCGAAGUGGGGGCAUUUAGUGCAGGAGGUUGGGUGCGGCGCCGUCGCUGGAUACGCCUCAUGGUCAGAUCCAGUGGUAAACCUCAUCGACACGAUGUCGACCACGACCAUUCCAGCACGCCCUCCUCCCAUCAAACGUCUUCCCAGAAAGCGCGACACCGGCAAUCUGUGGGCUCCUCAUUGCUGCCAACAUCUGUCCUCUCCGCCUCAACUACGGUCUCAAGCCGUUGGAAAGACAUGAAUCCAGAUGAUGUCUGGUUGGGUGACAGCAUAGAGGCAGAUUGGGAACGCUGCCACCAAUUUAUGAAACGUUUUGGUCGCGAUGGCCGCAAACUCGAAGUGUGGCGGCUGUGGCUGGGCUACUACCACCCAGAAUAUAAAGAUCAAUUCACCGUCGAAGACGCCAAGGGCAAACGGCGCGAAAAGCAAUGGACUGAGGAUGAAGGUCCUCUUCCUUCGGAAAUGGCUGCUCUAGAAAUGUUCUCUAAAGAUAGCGUCGCGCUGGCCCCCAGAGAAUAUCUCAUUCCAGUCCUGCGGAAAUAUGGGCAACGUAUUCUGCGGUCGUUUAUUUAUCCAGACUCUCGCGCAGAGUUCCUAAAGCUGUUGGCGCUAGCGGAUCUCCUUCAAGAAUUGGAUAUUCCAUUUGGAAAAGCGCUCGAGACUGCGGAACUUGAUUUCUACAGUUAUGCGAACACAUUGCAGAAGAAGGGAAUCCCUACAAAGUGA